CGGAUAAGUUGUUUGACGUCAUCUGGCACUUGGUUUGCACAAAUAACGUGAAUGUCGAUCAGCGUUCGAAGGUCACGGCAAUGCGUAUCAUUCAGCCACUGGGCGACGACUUUUCGAAGGAUACCUGUACACCCGCAGCCUUGGCCGAGGGUACUCCGUCCUACAACUGGAAAGAGAUUUCUCGGGCGUCGGGCGCGGAGGUGUCGCAUUUGCCCGGACCACGGCUCAUGUAUUUCGCUACCGCCACACAUGUUGAACCAUAUCGUUUAUUGCCUUGCGACCGACGCACCCUAAAGUUCUUGUUAGAUCCCGAGGAUCCGAAGAGGCGUCAGGGCAACAUGCGCAUCCUCCUUGAUCUCAAUUUCUCUUUCGACCCGAUCACUGGAACCACGCCGCUUCUGGAGUUCUUGCGUUGCCAGGACAGCAGGAGCCGAACAGUGACUUCGCUGCGCAAUAUGGGAGCUUUUGGGACGAGUGGGUGCGGCGGCUGCCUGGAAAAAUAUUGUGAAGACGAUUUCGAGGAGAUCGUAGAGUUGAUGCUGAAUGCUGGAGCCAGUCCCAAUACGGCGGCUGUGCUAAGCGCCCCCUCGCUUCACGCUGCGCGAACGUUGGCGCCUGUAACGC
Molecule: messenger RNA, 624 nt
Organism: Amoebophrya sp. A25
Lineage: Eukaryota; Dinophyceae; Syndiniales; Amoebophryaceae
Source: the annotation of a GenBank genome assembly